This is a messenger RNA of Octopus bimaculoides (California two-spot octopus), 882 nucleotides long. RefSeq lists its product as uncharacterized. Lineage: Eukaryota; Metazoa; Mollusca; Cephalopoda; Octopoda; Octopodidae. The record is from RefSeq and is a predicted model, not a curated record.
AUGAUUUACAAUAUAUUACCAUAUAUUGAAGAUUACGAUGCGGCAUAUUCAUUUCUGAAGGAGAAGAAAGUUCUAAACAGUGUUGCUCCCCAAUGUUCAAUUUGCCAGAAGGAAAUGACAUUGAUAAAGCAGAAGGAAGGGAAGAUAUUUCGUUGUCCCAAACAUAAAGCUAUAAAAGAGUCCAUUAAGAAGUUUUCGUUUCUGGAAAAUUCGAAAUUGCGACUACAGGACUUUAUUCUUCUCAGUUAUCUCUGGUCCCAAAAUAUAGCCGUACAUCCAUCGUCCGAGAUGACCGGUCUUUCAAAAUCUACUGUUGUUCAAUGGUAUCAGUACAUGAGGGACAUUACAAGCAAUUAUCUUGUGCGUAACCCCUACCAAAUUGGUGGACUUGGGCACAUCGUUGAAAUAGACGAACCUAAGAUGUGCAAGCAAAAGUGCAAUAGAGGGAGAACGUCACAGGAGAGGUGGGUUUUUGGAGGAUGGGACAGAAAAGACAAAAAAGGGUUUUUAGUCUUUGUACCUGACCAUUCUUCUGAAACUCUUCUACCACUUUUUAGAAGAUAUAUCAAACCAGGGACGAUUAUAUAUUCGAAUUGUUGGAGUGCGUACAACGGGAUUAGUGAAAUAGAUGUGACACCAAAAUACACUCAUUUCAAAGUGAACCAAACCGAAAACUUUGUCGAUCCUAAUGUUCAUACCGAUUCGGUGAAAUGCUAUUGGAAAAACGCAAAACGACAUUUUAAGCAUAUGAUGGGGGAACAAACAGACAUGAUUGAAUCAUAUUUGGACGAAUUUCUUUGGCGGGAACAAUAUGGCAAAACUGGAAAUGAAUGUUUUGAAAACAUUUUCAAACAUCUUUCAGAAUGGUUCGCAUUCAAGUAA